UCCCAUCCGAACAUGAAGACACUGCCCCGCGUACGGUCGUGCAGCGCAUUUGCCAAAUUACGAACCCCUAACCCCAAUUACCAUUUAUUUGCACCGUCUUACCCUCACAUCUAUCUAUCUUAAAAACACUUUAAAAAUCCCUCACCUAUCCCCACUUCCAUAACCAUUUUCUUUUCCAAACCCCUCAAACUAACUAUAUCUAUCCAUUAAGGGAUAUUCAAUGCAAUUAGCGAAUGAGAGAAUGAAGAGCCGGUGGUUCGUGUGGCUUUUGGCGGUACUAGGCAUCAUCGGAGCCACACUCUUCAUAGUGAGCUUGAUCCAAACCUCGGAGAACAACUUCCUAUGUUCCAUAACAAGAACGAUGCAGCAGCAGCAGCAGCAGUUCACCGAUGGCCCCACAUCGAUGCAACUCAAAGCCAUCCUCCACUACGCGACCUCUCAGAUUGUCCCUCAACAAUCUCUUUCCGAGAUUACAAUAACCUUCGACGUGCUCCAAAGCCUCCACCGCCCCGCCAACUUCCUCGUGUUUGGGCUGGGCCGCGAUUCUCUCAUGUGGGCCAGCCUCAACCCGCACGGCACCACCCUGUUCCUCGAGGAGGACCCUAAAUGGUUCGGGAUCGUCACCAAGGAGGCGCCCUACCUCCGGGCCCACACGGUCCGUUACCGUACACAGCUCCGAGAAGCCGACAGCCUCAUGUCCUCGUACCGAUCCGAACCCGCGUGUUUUCCGGCCACCGCCACGCUCCGCGGCAACGAGCGGUGCAAACUUGCCCUACAUAACCUCCCUGACGAGGUUUAUGAGAAGGAGUGGGAUUUGAUUAUGAUCGACGCGCCGAAGGGGUACUUCGCGGAGGCGCCGGGGCGCAUGGCGGCGAUAUUCUCGGCGGCGGUGAUGGCGAGGGACAGGAAGGGAUCCGGUGUGACGCACGUGUUCUUGCACGAUGUGGAUCGGAAGGUGGAGAAGGUUUACGCGGAGGAGUUUCUGUGUAGGAAGCACUUGGUCAAAGGUGUUGGGAGGCUCUGGCAUUUCGAGAUUCCUCCAAUGGGUAAUAACACUCGUGACUACGCACGUUUCUGUUAGGGUUCAGGAUUAUUACAGUAUUAGUAUUCUUUUUUUUACCGGUGUAGUGAAAUACAUUACUGGAGAAGAAUAGUGAGAGGAGCAUAUAUAUCUAUAUGUUACUACAGCUUUAUUAAAAGAAAAACUCUAGAUUGCUUUUGCUUUUCCAAUUUAUGUUGUCGGUUAUGGAUACCAAAAAAAAAGGAGGAAUGGGAUUGUUUGUGGUUGUGGGUUGCGAGAUUACAUGUGAUGAUUCCGCUGCAAUCUACCGACACUAGAUGAUAACCUUGUGCAUUGUGUUCUCUUACUUUUUAGACAUUGUCUUCAAUGGCAAAUUUGAUUAUUUAUUGUCCAUUUCAA
Messenger RNA from Glycine soja, 1420 nucleotides. Its product is annotated as probable methyltransferase At1g27930. Gene Ontology annotation, biological process: xylan biosynthetic process. The transcript is spliced from 2 exons. Lineage: Eukaryota; Viridiplantae; Streptophyta; Magnoliopsida; Fabales; Fabaceae. The coding region runs from base 221 to 1081 and encodes 286 amino acids. The record is from RefSeq and is a predicted model, not a curated record.